Molecule: messenger RNA, 1144 nt
Organism: Rhizopus microsporus ATCC 52813
Lineage: Eukaryota; Fungi; Mucoromycota; Mucoromycetes; Mucorales; Rhizopodaceae
Product: MED7-domain-containing protein
Exons: 3
Coding region: 300-875 (191 amino acids)
Biological process (GO): regulation of transcription by RNA polymerase II
Cellular component (GO): mediator complex; core mediator complex
Molecular function (GO): transcription coregulator activity
Source: RefSeq, a predicted model, not a curated record
CAUCAGUUGCAUUGCUGAUGGAAGGGAGUUACAAGCACUCACGGUCGUAUCAAGGAAAGUGUAUUCAGCUGGUUUAUUUUUAUCAAUAUGAUCCAGAUGAGAUUAGAUAGGCUUAGUGAUUUACGCUUAUGUAAGGUCAUAACUAAAACAUUAUUAUCAUGAUACGCAACUUUAAAAGAUACAAAUAGAAAACAUUGUAAAAUAUCCUGUUGUAUGACUGAAAGGCAAAUGUCCUCCCAAAAUCGGAGUAGAGGACAUUACUGAUAGAAAUCCAUAUUUUUUAUUCUUUUACACUCAUAAUGUCUGAACAAACAACAAGAAGCGCAUGGCCAGAUCCUCCCAACUAUUAUAAAAGAUAUACAGACGAGAAUUUGGAGUUAUUGAAAGAAGCUAAAGAGAAGAAUCAGUUUCCAAAAGAGCCCAUUACAUUACCAUCAAUACCCGAAUUCUAUCUUGAAUCUCUUGAACCACCACAGCCUCCGACAUCAGAAUAUACUGUCUUUGAUCAAAAGUGGCAGAUUCAAGAUCAACUACCGACAUUAAGUGAACUUGGAGUAAAGCAACUGUUCAAAGAAGGAGACAUAGAUCGUGUGCAGGAAUUGAAACGACUUAAUAGAAUCUUGAUCACACAGUUCUUACAGUUACUAGAGACAUUGGUGACUAAUCCAGAAGAGUUUGGGAAAUAUAUAGAAAAUAUCAGUACGAUAUUUAUUAAUAUGCAUCAUAUCUUGAACGCGUAUCGACCACAUCAAGCAAGAGAAACCUUGAGACUAUUGAUGGAAGAUCAAAUAGAAAAAAAGAGACAACGAGCUGAAGAAUUAAGAGCGAAAACCAAAGAAACAUUGAGCUUUCUUCAGAAUUUGCAACAAGAAUAAAAUGUGUGUGUGUAAAUAAACCGUAUUUGAAAAUCAGACAAGCUUUCUUUCUUUCUUUUUUUACACCUGUUUUAAUGAUCAUUCUGACCAAAGAACACGUCAAGCCAGCCACUGCAAAGAUCUCCUUUACAGAUCUCAUCAGAAUUGGCCAAUCGCCUGGUAACUGGAUAGAGAUUCACACUGAAGGAGGAAAGGUUGAAAUGCAAUAGAUCUAUUCUAGAUCACACCUUUUAACCAAGCACAAAUAGACACACUUUUGUAGACUUUGG